AAAGGGACCAGUCUACAGGGCAGUGUCAGCUGUGGGUGCUUCCGGAACAUGAGCCGGCCACACCCAAGUGCAUGCGCUGUCCCUGUCCACAGGCAGAAGGAGGACGAGACCAAGGCCCUGGAGGGCGGGCGGUACCAGGUCCACAAGAACGGGAGCCUGCAGAUCAGCCUGGCCACCGAAGAUGACGCAGGCGCCUACUCCUGCUGGGUGGAGAACGCCCAGGGCAAGACGGCGGUCACGGCCACCCUGGACAUCCGAAAUGCCACCAAGCUCCACGUCUCUCCCAAGAAUGCAAGGGUGCCUGUUGACCACACACUGGCACUACGCUGUGACAGCCAGUGUGAUGCCCAGCUGAGGGCCAGCUUGCGACUGUCCUGGAGUAAGGAUGGGGUCUCCCUAGACUCGAACAGCACAGAGGAUGGCAGGCUGGUCAUAGAAGGAGUGACUCUGACCAUCUUCAACAUCACACUGGAGGACCAAGGUGUAUAUGCCUGCUCUGCACACACAGACCUGGACAGCACUGAGGACAAGACCCAGGUCACCGUUCUGGAUGUGCCUGAUCCCCCACACAGCCUGCACCUCUCUGAGAGGCAGAAUCGCAGUGUCCGGCUGAGCUGGCAGGCAGGAGACCCUCACAACAGCCACGUCAAAGAAUACAUUGUGGAGUUUGAAGGGGACAGAGAGGAGCCUGGGCAGUGGGAGGAGAUGGCAAGGGUCCCAGGAAGUGACACCACCGUGCUUCUGGCCUUGGCUCCAUACGUGAGGUACCAGUUCAGGGUCACGGCCUUGAACGAGGUGGGGAGCAGCCUGCCCAGCUUACCCUCGGAGCACCACGAGACACCUCCAGCAGCUCCAGACAAGAAUCCACAAAACAUAAGGGUCCAAGCUUCUCAGCCCAAGGAAAUGAUUAUAAGAUGGGAGCCUCUGAAGCCCAUGGAGCAGAAUGGGCCAGGGCUGGAGUAUCGCGUGAGCUGGAGGUCCCAGGAGAGCUCCGGGGAGUGGCAGGAAGAGACAGUCACCAACCAUAGCCUGCGGGUGAUGACCUCUGCUGUCUUCGCUCCCUAUCACGUCCAGGUGCAGGCCAUCAACCAGCUGGGAGUCGGUCCAGAGCCGCAGGUGGUCACCCUGUACUCUGGAGAGGACUAUCCUGACGCAGCACCAGUGAUCCAUGGGGUAGACGUGAUCAACAGCACCCUAGUCAAGGUUACCUGGUCCACCAUCCCCAAAGACAGGGUCCACGGGCAUCUGAAAGGCUACCAGAUAAACUGGUGGAAAACAAAAAGUCUGUUGGAUGGAAGGACGCAUCUGAAAGAAGUGAACAUUCUCAGAUUUUCAGGACAACGGAACUCGGGAAUGGUUCCUUCCCUUGAUGCUUUCAGUGAAUACCGCUUAACAGUCUUAGCCUAUAAUUCCAAAGGAGCUGGUCCGGAAAGUGAGCCUUACAUAUUUCAAACACCAGAAGGAGUACCUGAGCAGCCAACCUUCCUUAAGGUCAUCAAAGUUGAUAAAGACACAGCCACCUUAUCCUGGGGGCUACCUAACAAGCUGAAUGGCAACUUGACUGGCUUCCUGCUACAGUACCAGAUAAGUAAGUAGAUAUUUGAAUUGUGUGCCCCCUAUAAAUUCUAUGUGCUGAACACUGAGUAACUUCAGCUUGUAGACUGACAGACUUUUCUGAAAGCAUUGAACUCUGUAAACUGGCUUGCAUUCCUAUCCAGACUACUUGCAGGUCUUUGUAAAGAAUGUGUCCCAAUUUUAAAGUCAAAAGAAAGAUUACUAGCUAAUGCUUUAGCCUUGUCUUGGUUGAAAUCCUAUCCUUAAGGGUAUCUGGCAGGCCUCAGGCAUAAGAUGUUAUUGUGCUGGUCAGAUAAAGAUAUUUAAAAGGCUAAAACCUCAGGAGCAUGGUAAAAGCGGAUUGCUAUUAAUAUAUUAAAGAAAUACAAAAGAGUCUUACUUAAAUUGCAAAACAUUUUAUUGUUCAUGUAACCUACAAAUCUUUGUAGAAAAAAAAAAUCAAGGAGGAGCCAGGUAGUGGCACACUUGGCUAAGCACACACAUUGCAGUGUCCAAAGACCCAAGUUCAAGCCCCUGGUCCCCACUUGCAGGGAAAAAGCUUCACCAGUGAGUAGAGUAAGGUUGCACGUGUCUCUGUGUCUCUUUCCCUCUCUACUUUCCGUCCCAUCUCAAUUUCUCUCUGUAUCCAAUAACAAAUAAAUAAAAUAUUAAUAUGUAUGUUAAGAAUAUGUUAAUGAAUUGUGUUCAUCUUGUUUGUGUUUAUAAAAUGUUUAGGUCUUUCUCUGAGGAAAAACAAAAAGAGAAUUUGCUUCAUUCCCCUCAUCUUACGCAUGCCUUCUCACUGUGAAGAGUUGUAGAAAUCAUAUGGACCACAGACACAAAGCUGUUGACAUGUCUAUUCUUUCCAGAAAGACUUGUCAUCCUCUUUGUUUCAGAAGAAAUGCCAUAUACUAGUGGGUAUGAGAGGCAUUGAGAUUUGUAGCUGACGAACCUUGAGAAUUAAGAAACACCCAAGGGGAAGAGUAAGAGGAUGAUAACAGGGGACUUGAAUGUUCAAGGGAUCUCUAGGACGUGUGUCAGUCACAACCCUGGACACAAGGCAUUUCUACAGACCUCUGUAUCAGCCUCUGAUUGACUUUGGACUCACUGAUGAUUUUUUAAUUAGUAUACUGAUUCUACAGACAAUGAAAACUUACUAGAUGUCAUAAAAAGGGAAGAAAGAGAGAGAGAGAGAAAUAAAGAUAAGAAACCACAAUUGGUGUAAAUAACUCACUGUGCCAAUUCUGACCACAACAGGGA
Messenger RNA from Erinaceus europaeus (western European hedgehog), 2814 nucleotides. Its product is annotated as neural cell adhesion molecule L1-like protein. Bases 49 to 1596 code for a protein of 515 amino acids. The transcript has 10 exons. Lineage: Eukaryota; Metazoa; Chordata; Mammalia; Eulipotyphla; Erinaceidae. Gene Ontology annotation, molecular function: protein binding. Gene Ontology annotation, biological process: cell-cell adhesion. The record is from RefSeq and is a predicted model, not a curated record.